AUGCCGCGCAGCGGACGUGGCCCGCCGCGGCGUGCGGCGCAUGGUGCGUGGGUCGACGACGACGAUGCGUGGGCGGCGACCUCGGACGACGACGAGUUUGUUGCGCGCAUAGCCACCGAGCCCGUCGCGCUCUCCGCGCCGAGUCCGCCUGCGCCGCCUGCCUGGACGCUCGUGACGUCGGAGCCGCCGGCCGCCGAGCAGCACUCGCACCCGACGCGAAAGACGUCGGGCGCGAGCGCUGCGACGUCUUCUGCGGCAGCAGCAGCAGCAGCAGCCGACAACGACGAACAGACAUUUACCUGGGCCGAGCGGCAUAUGGCGCUCGGCUCGCCGCACCUCGGCGCGACGCCACCCACCGUUUACCUCGAGGCCGUGGUGGAAGAUCCCAUGUUUCUCCUAGCCAAGUGCAAGGCACGCACCUAUACCAUGUCGCCGCCGUCGACGCCGAAAGACGAGAGCGCGCCACCGCCGCUGCCGACCGAGGACGUCGGCACCUGGAUCGGCGCUGCGGCCUUUGAUCCGCUGGCGACGAUGAGCGAUGGCGUCUUUACGACGCCGAGCCUGCCACCACCACCACCGCCGCCAUCGUCACCGCCCCGCGCGCCCGCAGCGCGUCUCGAGCGGCGCACGUCCUCCCGCACCCUUCGCAACCGACACCGACUCGUGCAGUGCCUGCAGAGCGAGCACAUUGACAUGGCGGUGCUGCGGUCGCUCGCGUGGAAGGGCGUGCCGCCUGACCUGCGCCCGAUUGUGUGGCCGAUCCUGCUGGGCUACCUGCCGCCGACCGCGGCGCUGCGCACCUCGACGCUCGCACGGAAGCGCGCCGAGUACGCGUCGGGCGUCGAGCGCGCGUUCCGACGCGAGUCGCUCGACCGCGCGGCAUGGCACCAGAUCCGCAUCGACGUGCCGCGGACGAACCCGGGCCUGCGGCUGUGGCAGCAGGCCGAGACGCAGCGCGCGCUCGAGCGCAUCCUGUACGUGUGGGCGAUCCGGCAUCCGGCGUCGGGGUAUGUGCAGGGCAUCAACGACCUCGUGACGCCGUUCUUUGAGGUGUGCUUGAGUGCGUACACGGACACGGACCCGGAGACGUUUGAGCUGGCGACGCUGCCGCAGUACGUGCGCGAGGCGCUCGAGGCGGACACGUUCUGGUGCAUGUCGCGCCUGCUGGACGGGAUCCAGGACAACUACAUCUUUGCGCAGCCGGGCAUCCUGCGGCAGCUGAGCGUGAUGAGCGACGUCGUCCAGCGCAUGGAUCCGGAGCUGCACGCGCACCUGGCCGAGCAGGGCGUCGAGUACAUGCAGUUCUCGUUCCGCUGGAUGAACUGCCUGCUGAUGCGCGAGAUGAGCGUGAAGAGCAUCAUCCGGAUCUGGGACACGUACCUCGCCGAGGGCGCCGACUCGUUCGCGGGCUUCCAUCCGUUCGUGUGUGCCGUAUUCCUGCACCGGUGGCGCGAGGCCCUGCUCACUAUGGACUUUCAGGGCAUGAUCAUGUUCCUCCAGAGCCUGCCGACGCAGCACUGGUCCGACAAGGACGCGGAGAUGCUCCUGAGCGAGGCGUUUAUGUACAAGUCCCUGUUUGGCAAUAGCGCGCACAUAGGCAGCUAG
This is a messenger RNA of Malassezia restricta, 1605 nucleotides long. Its product is annotated as TBC1 domain family member 2. Gene Ontology annotation, biological process: activation of GTPase activity. The coding region runs from base 1 to 1605 and encodes 534 amino acids. Gene Ontology annotation, molecular function: GTPase activator activity. Lineage: Eukaryota; Fungi; Basidiomycota; Malasseziomycetes; Malasseziales; Malasseziaceae. Gene Ontology annotation, cellular component: Golgi apparatus. The transcript has a single exon. The record is from RefSeq and is a predicted model, not a curated record.